Geodia barretti is the source of this 318-nucleotide messenger RNA. NCBI's taxonomy places the organism in Eukaryota, Metazoa, Porifera, Demospongiae, Tetractinellida, Geodiidae. The record is from the annotation of a GenBank genome assembly.
AUGGGUAUGGGUGUAGACGUACAUGGUCUGGACUACACUUUGGCCGCCAAACGCGCCGUUUUUGAUGCCAUACACCACAGCAGCCUCGGCUUCUCCCGACUGGUUGGAGCCACCGCCGAUGACAUGACGGUGAACGUUACAAUCGGUGCGCCGCAUCCCGAAAAGGUGAAUGCUGACGAGGUAGCCGACUCGCUUCCUCACGGCCGGGCCAACGUCGAUGUCGUGGUGGGCGGCCUGCAGUUGCUGAACGACGACGGCACCGAUGGCACUCUGAUCGCCAAUGCCAUAAUCACCGUCAGUAUCGAAGACGGCAAGUAG